Molecule: messenger RNA, 1630 nt
Organism: Aphidius gifuensis
Lineage: Eukaryota; Metazoa; Arthropoda; Insecta; Hymenoptera; Braconidae
Gene: Miox
Product: inositol oxygenase
Exons: 6
Coding region: 448-1341 (297 amino acids)
Biological process (GO): inositol catabolic process
Cellular component (GO): cytoplasm
Molecular function (GO): inositol oxygenase activity; iron ion binding
Source: RefSeq, a predicted model, not a curated record
UGAAUUGACCUUUAUUGAUAGUAUUUCAUUGACAAAUAAAACAUUUUUUUUAAUUAUCACAAUUGAGGCAAUAUGUUGAGGGUAGAUUGGCUUCACAUCAAUAAACAAGUCAAGGAUAUUGAGAUUCAUAAUUUAUAUUGAUCAUCAUCGAAGAUUCUAGAAGUAAAAUUAUUUUUCAUUAUUUUCAUCAUGUAAAAGUAGACUUUCUCUAUUCAAAUUAGAAAAUUUUCCAUCAAUAUUAUUUAUCUUUGAUAUAAACGUAAUUUACAUUUUUUUUUAUUUCGAUAAAUUAUAAUAUUUAUUAAUCGUAAUCAAUCUAAGGUCAAAGAUUAUUAAAUAAAUAUUAUUAUAAAGUUAUGUUACAAAUUUAAAAUCAGUCAGUCUUGUGAAUUCAGUUGAAACAAAUAAUUAAUAAUAUAGUUAAUUUUAUUUAAUUAUACUCAAGAAAUGUCUACUAAAAUUGUGCAUGGCCAGAAUAUCAACAAAGUCAGCAUACUCGAUCCAUCAGAGAUGCUCCGACCGGAGGCAGAGUAUGCGGGAAAAUUGGAGAGUCAGUUCAGAAAUUACUCCGUCGACCCCAACGAUCCAAUUAAAGAACGUGUUAGAAUAACAUAUCAUAAAAUGCAUACAAAUCAAACUGUCGAUUUUGUUAAAUCACGUAUGGAACAUUGGCUUAAAUUUGAUAAAUUAAAAAUGACGAUUAAAGAGGCGUUGUUAAAGUUGAACGAACUCAUUGAUGAAAGUGACCCAGAUUCAAAUUUGCCAAAUAUUGUUCAUGCAUUUCAAACAGCUGAAUCAAUUAGACAAGUUUAUCCAGAUGAAGAUUGGUUUCAUUUAACUGGUCUUAUUCAUGAUCUUGGAAAGGUGAUGGCAUUUUAUGGUGAACCACAGUGGGCAGUUGUUGGUGACACAUUUCCAGUUGGAUGUGCUUGGGCUGACUCAAUUGUUUAUCGAGAAACGAGCUUUGAUGAUAAUCCAGAUGGCCAAGAUAAACGUUACAAUACAAAGUAUGGAAUGUACAAGCCAAAAUGUGGAAUGAAUAAUUUAAUGAUGUCUUGGGGACAUGAUGAAUAUUUGUACAGAGUUUUGAAACACAAUAAAUCAACGCUUCCUGAUGAAGCUCUUGCAAUGAUUAGAUUUCAUUCAUUUUAUCCUUGGCAUGCAUCACAAGAGUAUCAAUAUUUUUCAACUGAAAAAGAUCAAGAUAUGCUCAAAUGGAUUAAAGCAUUCAACAAGCAUGAUUUGUAUACUAAAAAUGAGACAUUACCUGAUAUUGAAAAAUUAUGGAUUUAUUAUGAAAAAUUAAUUGACAAAUAUAUACCAGGAAUUAUCGAGUGGUAAAAAAAAUCGAUUGUUAUUUCAUUUUUAAAGAAAAAAUAAAUUAUCAUUGGGUUAAAUAAUUUAUAUUUUUUAUAUAUAAAUUAAUUAUAAAUUUAUCUUAAAUAAUAUUAUCAAUAUGUAAAUUAUUUAUACCAAUACAUAUUUUUGAUACUUUAUUAUUGAUAAUAUAAUCACGAGUUUUGUCACGAGUAAAUCUUAUCAUGACUACUACAAAAUCUUGAUAUGAAUAAUAUUAUCUUUAUUAACAAAUAAAUCUGCAAAGAAUAAAAAUAACAAAAAAAAAAAAAAA